AUGGACAACCACAGGAAACCGGCCGAGGAGGGAGACGAUCGAGGACGGCCACGGAGGACACGGUCGACGAGACACUCGAGAAACGAAAAACCGGACCAGGAUGCUGCGUGUGAGGCCGCCGAAGGGGAGUCGUCGAGGCUUUCCUGGAUGUCGACGGGCCUUCUAUCGAGACAGACCUCUAAUACUCUGACUCGCCAGAAGAGUAUCCCCAACGACAGUCGGCCGGAGGAACGUCGAAGCUUUGCUCAGAAGUUUCACCUCUUCCCGUACCGCCCACACUCGUCCAACACUUCUCGUGACUCCUCGACUAACACAUCCUCAAGCUCUCUACCUUCGCUAGUUGAUCCGGCUAGCGGUGAGGCAGGCACUCACCAAAGCUCGAUAUCAAGCUCAAUCUCAGCUUCGGACCCCUUCGCACAGUCUGCAAUCACUCCCAAGCAAUCCGCCGAGACCAGCAACGUCCCUCCCUUGAGCCCGCUGACCGAAAUACCCAUGGUCGCUCCCCGUGCCACAAUUCGCGGUCCAUCUCACGACCUCCCCGUCUACCCAAACCAAUCGUAUGCCAUGCUGCAGCAGCAGAUACACCCUACUCCCUACAGAUCACCGACCCUGCGCACUCGGAGCUCCUAUCCUUCACACUCCGAUUUCGCUUUCCCACAACAAGUCACUCCCUGGGUGCGGGAACAGAAUGCAUCACCAAACUCACGCACCGCCGGCAACACACCCAUAUCUAGCCCCGGACUCUUCUCUACACGGACACCACGCACAUCCCCUUCCAUCGGGUCCGAGGAUGGACACCCUGGUGUACACUUGCACCGGACACAUAUGCAGGAACCAAAAGAAACUCAUACCGUUGAAGUGGAUCGCCACGAACUCACCGGAAAUAAAUUAAUAAACGAGUAUGAGAUUCUCGAGGAGCUUGGGCGCGGUGAGCACGGUAAAGUCAAACUAGGUCGCCACCUGAAGACUGGCCAGUCCGUCGCCAUCAAGAUUGUGCAACGAUACUCCAAGCGUCGUCGUCUCGGCAAACUAGGAAACCCCGAAGACAAAGUCAAGAAAGAGGUCGCUAUCCUCAAGAAAGCACGCCACCCCAACGUCGUAAGCCUGCUCGAAGUCAUCGAUGACCCGAACCAGCAAAAAGUUUACAUCGUCUUGGAAUACAUCGAGAACGGCGAGAUAUCAUGGCGAAAGAAAGGGCUGAAAGAGAUCGUUUUGGUUGAUAAACAGAGACUUGACCGUGAAAAACGAGGUAUUCCCGAUUCUCUUUCUUUCGUCGAGAAUAGUCACCAGUUUGUCCAUAAUACUCAAUUGCGUCGACGGCAUAUAGAAGCUCUGCGUCAACGCCAAAAGGCCAAAGGCAUGCAGAACAUCGGCAUUUCGGGCUGGAGCUUGGAGCAUGGCGGGGAAUCGGACAACGAGCUUGAUCCCGAAUACCCACCGAUCUUCAAGUUCCCCACGGCCUCGUCGGCGCAUUCGCAAGAUACCCCUGAGUUUCAGAUAUCUCCCCAACACUCGCUCAUCUCCACAGGUGAGUUUGACAGGCGGAUGCGAGAGAUCGCCGGUAAAACCGGCGACAGCAGUUUGUACAACGGAUACGCUUCGGACCCAAUGUUCGCCCGUCGGUACAGCAAUGCGUCUAGCCAUCUGGCCUUCCAAACUGAAUCAGACUGGCUGUCCGAUGACGAUGAUAUGGGUUACGUGCCCUGCCUAACCCUUAGUGAAGCCCGCACUGCCUUCCGGGACGCUGUCCUGGGGCUUGAGUACCUACAUUAUCAAGGUAUCAUCCAUCGAGAUAUCAAGCCUGCCAACUUGCUCGUUACAGGUAACCAUCGAGUCAAGAUAUCCGACUUUGGAGUAUCAUACCUUGGACGUCCCAUCAGAGACGAGGAUGAAGAGCAAGUCACCGAAACCGAUGCCACGGAAUUAGAUGACGCCCGAGAGUUAUCCAAGACCGUCGGGACGCCGGCUUUCUAUGCCCCAGAGCUCUGCUAUACAGGAGCCGAAUGCGAAUCCACCGUAGGCAAGGACCCAAAGAUCACAGGUGCAAUCGACGUCUGGGCGCUCGGCGUGACUCUCUAUGGGAUGAUCUAUGGCAGGCUACCCUUCGUCGCUGAUGACGAGUUUAGCCUGUUCCAAAACAUUGUCAGGCACGACGUCUUCAUCCCCAGCAAGAGAUUAAAGGCGGUGGUGGCUGACGAUCCGGUAUCUGGCCACUCACACACUCAAAGGUCACCGUCUUUGAGUAGUGAUAAGCGCGCCGAAGGCGAACUUGCCUAUGAAGUCGUCGACGAGGAGUUGCACGAUCUUCUCUUUCGUCUGCUAAUCAAGGACCCGACGAAACGGAUUACCCUGAAGGAGAUCAAGCAUCAUCCAUGGAUUGUCAGAGAUAUUCCAGAACCAAAGGCUUGGAUCGAAGACACCGAUCCUGGAUACCAGAGCAAGGGCAAGCGAAUUGAGGUUUCCAACGACGAUGUUAUUCGUGCCGUCACUAAGAUGCCGUUCAUCGAACGGGUACGAUCCAACGUCGUCAAAUGGAGCGGUACGAUAUUUGGUCGCAGGCGUGCGCCUAGCUCUGCCGCUUCCAUCGAUACCGCACAGUCUGUCUCAUCGAGCAGCAGCUUGACGAUUGGCAAGGAUAUCAUCCGAGAGCUGAGAAGGACUAGCUUACGAGGCGAUGAAGAGAUUACUCGAACCCCCAAAGCAAACCGGGAAGGCGAACAUCCGCUAUCACAAAGCUUGGUGGUUAGUCCCGACCUAGAUGAUAUAAAGCACCCGGAUUACUUUGGCCGUGUAGCUACGUCAAGAACUGCACCGACUUCUGUAAACUGCUCUCCUACCCAGGAACCUCGUCCCGACUUACCUGGACGCACCAUCUCCACGCUCUCCAGCGCCGGCUCGAUAAAGACUAUCCGCCCAACAAACCUGGAAAUGUCACUCCGUAAUGAUACCCCUGCUGCAGCGAUUAGAAGCGAGUCUUUUAAUUCAUCGACUGGCGGGAUGAGUAUAUUCGGAGGAGCUAGGAACAGGCUCGUCAAGAGUUUACAGCUUCGGGAUAAACGCCAUGAUAGCACCCCAUCGUCAGACCAUGUCUCCUUUGAUGGGGAUUGCCAUUCAACGCCCAGCGUCGCUGUAUCCUCUGCAUCGGCUACCGGACUAGUCAAUCCGCCCGACCUCGCUCAUAAAUCUACCUCGCCAACCCCUCACGCAUCGCCUCCAAAGUUCACCAUUCACAGGCGGAGCAAGUCUCACCAGCUUCGACAAGACGCAAAUAUAGCCGGACCGCCGCCUGCCCCUUUCCAUCGCGAUUUUCUUUUCCGUAACCCCGAGUCAACACCCCAUCUAGGUCAUGACAACGCAACGAUCGUCAAUGUAGACAAAGACGACUACCGAAUCCACGCCUCCCCAGAGCAUUAUCUCAAUACUCUGGAGCCAGAGAGCUAUGACGAUGACCCGUUCAAGUGCCAGCCGAUUGCAAGACCAAUCACCUCCCCUCCGUCAGCAAUCACCAUGUCCUCGUCGUCGAUGGAUGAUUAUAAUAGCGAGAUGUCUCAUUGCGCAUCACACCCUAGCAUCCCAUCCGUCGUAUCUGGCGCCUCCUCGCUAUCCGCGGAUGGCUUCAGUACGUAUCUCGUGAAUCGUGAAUAUGAGAAGAGGAAUGGGAAGGCCCCCGGCACAUGUACAUGUCCGGACGUCCACCCUAUGCUUCGAACGGGCGAUACUGUUACGGAUGAUUCUACGACGAGGACAGUUACCGGCGAUAAAGCGCGAGCUCCUGCUCCUAUCGUCGUGGCGACUAAUGAUGAUGACCAAAGAUAUCACGGUGAUGACGAGGAUGAGGACGACGACUCUAGUGACGAGGGCAUUACGUUCGGCAGACGCAAGUCUACUGCAUGA
Molecule: messenger RNA, 3894 nt
Organism: Arthroderma uncinatum
Lineage: Eukaryota; Fungi; Ascomycota; Eurotiomycetes; Onygenales; Arthrodermataceae
Product: CAMKK protein kinase
Exons: 2
Coding region: 1-3894 (1297 amino acids)
Biological process (GO): intracellular signal transduction; protein phosphorylation
Cellular component (GO): cytoplasm
Molecular function (GO): ATP binding; protein serine/threonine kinase activity
Source: RefSeq, a predicted model, not a curated record